Molecule: messenger RNA, 1086 nt
Organism: Lycium barbarum (goji berry)
Lineage: Eukaryota; Viridiplantae; Streptophyta; Magnoliopsida; Solanales; Solanaceae
Exons: 3
Coding region: 1-1086 (361 amino acids)
Source: RefSeq, a predicted model, not a curated record
AUGGAUCACGGAAAAGAUCAAACCGCUACCGUUACCGAUAACACUGAUGGUGUUCUUGCUGCACAAACAUCUCCUGUUGUUGUUCCCAUUGUGUCUCCACACAACUUUGCCAAAUACUUCCCUGAUGUUUCAAAGGUGGAAGUUGUUGGUGGACAAAAUUUUAAGAGAUGGCAGGAACAUAUUUUUUCUGCUCUUGACAUGUAUGGUGUGGCAUCUGCGCUAACAGAUUCAAAACCUGAUGAAUCUUCUUCUUCUACUCAACAAAAUCAAUGGGUUUAUGCAAACAAGGUGUGUAAGGACACUAUACUAAGUACUCUUUCUAACGAGUUGUUCGACGUGUAUUGUUCUAAUAAAAAAGCAAAGGAAAUUUGGGACUCGCUGCAUGCGAAGUAUACUGCUGAAGAUGCUACCAAACAAAAGUUUGUUAUUGGUAAUUUUUAUAAAUGGGAGAUGACCGAGGACAAAGAUGUGAAGAUGCAAAUCAACGAGUUUCACAAACUAGUUGAAGAUCUUAAGUCGGAGAAAAUUAUUUUGCCUGAGCAGUUCGUGGCUGGUAUGUUGAUUGAAAAACUACCGCAAUCUUGGAGUGACUACAAACAAAAUUUGAAGCACAAACAGAAGCAGUUAUCUCUUGAUGAUUUGGUGAAACACAUCAUCAUAGAAGAUACCAACCGAAAACAAUCAGUUUUUGCCAAAGGAAAAGAGAUCACCACAAAUGCCAAUCUUGUGGAAGUCAAGAAGUCUCGCAACAAAAAUACCAGGUAUGAAAAGGAACCUGGUUACAAUCUCAAAGCCAACAAUCAAACUUUCAAGAAAAAAGAUGAUAUUAUUGUUGCGGUCAUUUCCCAAGUGAACAUUGUGGCUAGUGUGAAUGACAGGGUGAUAGACUCUGGUGCUACUAGGCAUAUUUGUGCCAAUAAAACUGAUUUUGUGUCUUGCACCCAAGUCAAUGAGGGAGAAGAAGUGGUGUACCUUGGUGAUUCAAGAACUGCUCAAGUUCUUGGAAAAGGAAAAGUUCUUCUCAAACUCACAUCUGGAAAAACUUUGGCCUUAACUGAAGUUCAGAGUGAAAAUACUAGUACUUGA